AUGUCUGCCAAGCAGGGCCUCAUGAAGUACAACAAAGAAGCAGAACUGAAGCUAAUUGCGGAGUUUGCACAUUUGCUGGAGUUCCAAGUUUUCCACGGAGUUAAAGCAGACGGACCUGACGGCAUUUCUUUGGAAGAAGAGAGAGGAGCCGGAGACAUGAUCAAUCUUAUUGAGGAAAAGAUCAAUAGAGGACACACCGAUGAAAAUCCAGUGCUAGGAGCUAGGAGCAAUUUCAAUGGUCGAGUGCAGCGGGGAAUCUACACCAAGGAUGAGACAGCUUCUCCUACUGUAGAUCAAGACUCGCUUUUUAUCACCUGCAUCGUCAACGCAAUCAAGGGAAGGUUUAAGACCACCAGCGACGUCAGAGGAGCUUACCUAAAUGCAAAGAUGAAGGAUAGAGUAAUCAUGCGCAUUUCGGGACCUGAAGUCAAUAUCUUCUUUGGGCUUGAUCCCAGUCUAAAGGAAUUUGUCACCGUCGUGAGGGGAAAGAAAGUGCUCUAUGUACAAUUGGACAGAGCAUUAUAUGGGUGCGUAAAAAGCUCGAUUUUAUGGAUUUGCUGGUAUAUAGACAAUAAUAACAUCAGUCAUGUGAAAUUGGAGGUUGUACAGGAUAUCAUCGGGAAGAUUGAAGCCAAGUUUGGAAAGAUGACAAACAAGUAUGGCGGAGAGCAUGGGUUUUUGGGAAUGAAGAUAAGCUACAAAGAUGACAAAGUAGAGAUCAGCAUGAAGAAGCAUAUUCUGAAAGCAAUUGAUAUGUUCAUGGAGGAUAUCAAUAGAGAGGCAACUUUGCCUGCCAAGGCUUAUCUGUUCGACGUGAGAGAAGUGGCAAAAGAUUUGAAAGGUCCGAUAGACUUGAAAAGAAUCAUUGGUUGA
Molecule: messenger RNA, 873 nt
Organism: Cylindrotheca closterium
Lineage: Eukaryota; Bacillariophyta; Bacillariophyceae; Bacillariales; Bacillariaceae
Source: the annotation of a GenBank genome assembly